This is a messenger RNA of Eupeodes corollae, 1597 nucleotides long. Its product is annotated as transmembrane protein 164. NCBI's taxonomy places the organism in Eukaryota, Metazoa, Arthropoda, Insecta, Diptera, Syrphidae. The transcript is spliced from 5 exons. The coding region runs from base 325 to 1203 and encodes 292 amino acids. The record is from RefSeq and is a predicted model, not a curated record.
GUUUUGCUACAAAACGUUUCCAUUACGACCGUUCGGUAGUUCGUAUAAUGUCUCAAUUAUAAGUUGUUCUUUUUUUUGAGUUGCUUUAUUUUUAAUCGGAUUGUUUUGUUUUAAAUUACUGUUAUCUGUUUAUUUUCUUCCAAUGAAAUCACGACGUUAAAAAACCUAAAUUCUUUCAAUCUGUUCUCUCGUACUAUUAUAUCUAUUUAAUUUCCUUUGAUGGUCACGAUUUAUCUCUAAUCUAACUCCUACUUACUUCUUAUCUAAAAGAAAACAUAAAACAAUAAUUUUUCAAACUACAUAUAUCUCAAAAAUAAAUUCACAAUGGACUGGAAUUGGGCUAUUGGCGGCAUUACCGACGAAGUACCACGAACUGCUGGUCCAGAUUGCAUUAACUACAUGACAAAUCAACGCCGUUUUAUUGAAGCAAUCAUCGUGACAUUUCUGUGCCUAUGGGUAAUAAGAUGGGCCUACAAACGUAUGGAUCCCAUCGAAGUACCAGCCGGACCACCUGAACCACAUUCGCCUAUGAGGCUUUUCCUUCUUAUUCUUAUGUGCUUUAUAUUUGGAGUUGAAAUGGGUUUUAAAUUGGCCGGAGAAUCUGUGAUAUUUGUUCUCAAUCCAUGCCAUAUUCAAACGAUAAUUCAAAUAUACCUCUUGGCAGCGAGGCCGAGUAAACUUACAAUAGCCUUGUUUAGGAUACAAUUGAGUUAUGUAAACGGACCAUUCUUGGCUUCUUUGUUUCCUGAAGUUGAAAGCAGAACAUAUGCUUUUGAAAAGUGUACCUAUUGGAUACAACACGCACUGUUGUAUCUAAUACCAGUUUAUAUGUUAAGGAGCGGAGCGUACAAAGCGGAAAAGUUAAAAGAUUUUAACUGGGUCGCCAUUGGUGUAGCUAUAAUGUUUCUUUAUCAUUUCAAUUUCCUGACAUAUAUGUCAGUGUUAUCAGGUGUAAAUCUAAGUCAUAUGAUGUGUGCAGCAAUAGCAGAUCCCUUCCAAGGCAACAACUAUCGUAUAGCUGCCUUAUUCCACGAAUCAACUCUAUGUCCAAUUCUCAAUAAAUUAACAAUCAUAAUGUUUAAUAGACCUGAAUCUGAUGAAUCGACUUCAUCUUUAAGUUCACAUGUGAAAAAGAUCCCAUCAAAUAAAACCCAAGGAGUGGAAACUAUCGAACAUAAUAUAUUAACAACUAAAAUCGAUUAGUAUCUAAUUAGAGACAUAACAAAAAUUAGUAAAAUUUAUUAAUUAAUUAAAAUUGUUUUUGUUUGUUAAUUCGUAUAUUCCUAGCUUUAAACAAUUAUAUAUGUACGUAUAAUGAAACAUUUAUUUCAAAAAGUUGUGUGUCUGUAGAAAAAAUAUUCCAUAAGAGAUUUAUUAUUACCUAUAUACUUUGUUCUGUUUAAAUUACAUAAAAUGUAUUAUAAGAAAAUACUACCUAUAAAAAUAACUUGAUAAUUGUUCAAAAAUGAUUUAUAUAGUAUGUAUAAUAGCUCAAUGAAAGAUACAAAAAUUGUGGACUCAUUACCCGCAAAAUGUGAUUGUAAAAUAUAGUUUUAAAAAAUGUAAUAAAUGAAAAAAAUACCAAAGCAAAAAAACA